Molecule: messenger RNA, 903 nt
Organism: Mesorhabditis belari
Lineage: Eukaryota; Metazoa; Nematoda; Chromadorea; Rhabditida; Rhabditidae
Source: the annotation of a GenBank genome assembly
AUGUGCUCAACUCAUCGCGGUUUAAAAGAUCUUCCCAACGAAUUGAUCUUGAAAAUCGCCGAAUCUCUGCCCUGGAACACUUUGUACACAUUUCAGAAGACAUCUCGUCGUUUUUAUCGGCUUUUCGAAAAAGAAGAUCUCGAUCAAGCGUACGUUUCGUGGAGACUCGAUGGAGUUCACCAAAAUCGUCUCCUCAACGAUUGUGAUGAGAAUUUUUUCGAGGGUUCUCUCAUCAAAUCUUUCUAUUAUUUUGAAAAGAUAUACGGCAUCUCACCAGUCACUUUCGUCCGGAGAGGUGGCAUGGAAAUGUUGAACAAAAUAUCCAAAGGCCAUCUUUAUGAGUUGUACUACGAUGUCUCACGGGCAAAGGGGACUUGGAACAGAAUGGCUCACUGGAUUGGACACCCCAACUACAAGGAGCUACUACUAGCAAAACUAAGCCCAAGAUAUCUCCGUGUGUAUGAGUACUCUGCUUGGCUUCGUAUUCCUCAGAAAAGUGAUGGAAAUGCUAUUUACAGCCAGGAAUCGUCAUGGGUUCAUCAGCCGUUAUUGUCGCGAAAAACAACAACUGAAGUCAAUGAUGACAUAGAGAAAUUCGACGUUUUCGACACAAGGCAACAACUGAUACAGGCCCUUCAACGUGGUCAAAUUAUGUUGUACAAAGGAAAAAUCGCAAAGUCAUCAGCGUGGGCUCCUGAUAAAAAUGAGAAAAGUGGCAUGUUCAUUCGGUACUUCGGCUGGCGAGGAAAACGUCUCAAAGUCACCGAGAAGAAAAUUGUGCUUUGGGUGAAAGUCGACGAGGAAAUUGAGAAAAGUCGAGAACUGAUGCAUCAACACAAAGAUGUCAUGAUUAUGCAAACAUCAUGGCCUUAUAAUUAUGCAUGUCUUGCUAACCCAAAUGCA